This is a messenger RNA of Salmo salar (Atlantic salmon), 2517 nucleotides long. RefSeq names its product L-amino-acid oxidase. Gene Ontology annotation, biological process: amino acid catabolic process. NCBI's taxonomy places the organism in Eukaryota, Metazoa, Chordata, Actinopteri, Salmoniformes, Salmonidae. The record is from RefSeq and is a predicted model, not a curated record. Gene Ontology annotation, molecular function: L-amino-acid oxidase activity.
UCCAUCCUCCAGCAGAGGAACAUCUGCAUACAGUCUACCCACACUAGUCACUUCCUCCCUGCCUUUAACUGGGUCAAGCUGUUCUCUAGCUGCUUAUGGUUGGGUCUUCUUCCUUCCUGUCCUUCUUCCGCUUCUUCUUAUUCUUCCUGGUUUCAGUGUUGCCAGAAUCUUCUCGGGAGACUGGAGGGGUCAUCAUGUCAUAUUGACCAGGUUGAUUCACGACAUCAUCCAGACCUGUCAUUUAAAAGAGAGCUCCGUGUUCAGAUUUUUUUUAGGGGGACAAAGAGCAUAGCUGUGAAGCACUGUUGCUUCCAUUGAGUGCUAUUUGUCACACAAAGGUGAGACAACAAAUGUAUAUUUUAUGCAGCUUUGUGGAUAGAUUGCCCCUUUAAUGUCUCUACAAUACCACCAGGCUAACUCAAAACAUGAAUUAUCCUCCAUAUCAAACACUUUGGUAUCCAGUCAAACAAUUCACGGAAAUAAGGAAUAAUUAUGAUGCUUGAUUGCCUGAUACAUCCUUAUAAAAAGACAAGUCGGCAGCUUAUUGCCAUUUGACAGAAGAACAGGGUAAGGUGAGCAUUUAGAGACUUGAAAAUAACACCACCAUACAACUUUAUCAGAAGAAAAUAGGUUUAGUUUUGCUAUAAUUUACCUUUGGAAGUAAUUGGGCUUUGGAGUGAGGAUGAUCGCUUACUUGGCUCUGUGUAAAUACUUCUCUCUGGCCAUAGUUGUGGUCAUAGUUUCCAGUGUGAAUGGAAAGGACCCUCUAUUUGAUUGCCUACAAGACUCCGACUAUAACGAGCUACUCAGAAUAGUGGACAAGGGUCUCCCCCACACCAACACAUCUCAUCAUAUUGCCAUCGUUGGGGCUGGCAUGGCUGGCCUGACGGCAGCAAAGUUUUUGGAGAAGGCAGGACACAAGGUAACCAUAAUAGAGUCAAGCGAUCGUAUUGGAGGACGGGUGGAGACGUACAGACCUAAGGGAGAGCACUGGUACGCAGAGCUUGGUGCCAUGAGGAUCCCUAGCUUCCAUACAAUUCUGUUGAAGAUUGCAAACAAUGCAGGCCUUAGUCUGAACCCAUUCAUUGAGAAGGACAUUAAUACCUACUAUUUGGUGAAUGGGUUGCUGCACAAAACAUAUCAGGUGAAUGGGGACCCAGACGUCCUCAACUAUCCGUUGAAUGAAGAUGAGAGAGGGAAGUCAGCUGAUCAGCUCUUCGAUUUGUCUCUGCAGAAGAUAAGAGAUUAUGCGAAGAACAAUGGCUGCCGCGCCAUGCUGGACAAAUAUGACAUGUACUCUGUAAAGGAGUAUCUUGUGAAGGAGGCCAAUCUGAGUCGUGGUGCUUUGCGGAUGAUUGGGGAUAUUCUGAAUGAGAACAGUUUAUUCUACACUGCACUCACAGAGGCGCUGUAUGAUCAGUCUGAUAUCAAUGAUGAGACUACCUACUUUGAGGUGACAGGCGGGUUUGACAAACUACCCAAUGCCAUUUGCGAGGAGUUGAAGGGCACCAUCCACCUAAAUUCCAAGGUGAAACGUAUCAGCCAGACCAGCAAUAAAGUGACCGUGUCCUACCAGGACCACCAUCUCUGGCACAAACCAUCCUCCCUCAUCCACCUGACAGUAGACUAUGCCUUGGUGACAGCCACCGCCAAGGCUACUCUCUUUAUCGACUUCCAGCCCCCGCUCUCAGCAGACAAGAUGGAGGCGCUGCGUUCGCUGCACUAUGAUAGCUCCACCAAGGUGGUCCUGAUAUUCAGUGAGAGGUUCUGGGAGAAGGAGGGCAUCAAUGGAGGGAGGAGCAUCACGGAUAUGCACUCUCGUUUCAUCUACUACCCCAGCCACAGAUUCCCUAACACGGACAUCGGGGCCCUCUUGGCUUCCUAUACCUUCUCGGAUGACUCCACCCUCUUUCAGGGGGUGAAUGACGAGGAGCUGCAGGGUCUGGUGCUGGAGGACCUUGUCAAGAUCCACGGGGAGGGCAUACGGCCACUCUGCAUUGGAGGGCUGGUGAAGAAGUGGGCACUGGAUCCCUAUAGCCUUGGGGCGUUUGCCCUCUUCACCCCGUACCAACAUAUAGACUACGCCUCAGAACUGUUCAGGAACCACAAUAGGAUCCACUUUGCUGGGGAGCACACAGCCCUGCCUCAUGCCUGGAUAGAGACAAGCAUGAAGUCUGCUCUAAGGGCAGCUAGAAAUAUCAAUAACAUCAGAGAGUAGAGAACGGGUGCAGUACAGUAUAUAUUCUAAUCCAUUGGUGAAAGCGUAUGUCUGUAUACUCUGGAGAAGAGAGAACACAUACAGUUGAAGUUGGAAGUUUACAUACACCUUUGCCAAAUACAUUUAAACUCAUUUAAAUGUACAUUUAAACAAUUCCUGACAUUUAAUCCGAGUAAAAAUUCCCUGUCUUAUGGCAGUUAGGAUCACCACUUUAUUUUAAGAAUGUGAAAUGUCAGAAUAAUAGUAGAGAGAAUGAUUUAUUUCUGCUUUUAUUUCUUUCAUCACAUUCCCAGUGGGUC